GUUUACAGUUGGGGUGGGGUGAAGGAGGAUCCAACCAGGGACCUUCAGACGGCGGAGGGCUAAGAAGCAGACAGGACUCCGAACUUCACAUCAGCUGGACGUAGAUCUGAUCCCAGAGGCAAGGAAACGACUCCAGAGACCAGCCACCAUGAGCUCCGAGGCUGGAGAAAGCGCAGCGACAGCACAGGCGGACAGGAAGAGUCACCAUGGUGAUCGGCACCUUCCCAGGGAGGAUAUCAGACAAAUAUGGAGGGAGUGUCAGGAGGAGAGCUUCUGGUAUAGAGCUCUGCCUGCGUCUCUGGGAAGCAUGGCCGUCACUGGAGGACUCCUCUACCAGGGAAUCUGGAACGCCUCCAAGAGGUUUGGUCCCUUCCCCAAACUAGCAGUGGCGGGGAUCCUGGGCUACGCGGUGGGCAAGGCUUCCUACGUCGGAACCUGCAGGGAGAAGUUCCAGAGACUCGGCCCGUUCCCUGGUUCUGAAGACGGCCCAGGGUUCGGCCCAGGGUUCGGAGGUCGUGGUUUUGGCCCCGGAUGGCCAGGACACAGGCGCUGCCCUCAUGUGUGUGAGGAGUGCAAGAAAAAAGAGGCGCCAAGCCCUCCCUCAGAAACAGCACAAAGCUAGAGACGUGACAGACUGCUGGAGGACCCCAUAUGAUUCUAAUGUUGUAAUUAACACGUACUGAACCAACACGCCAAUUACAGAUUGUAAAACUGAUUGCAAAUCUACAGUAUUUUCUAUAUGCACCAUUUGUAUGUUUAGAAUAAAAGUGUCAGAAAAAUGAAUAAAAUGUCAAUGUAGAAAUGUU
Messenger RNA from Hypomesus transpacificus, 806 nucleotides. It is a transcript of the gene ociad2, whose product is annotated as OCIA domain containing 2. The record is from RefSeq and is a predicted model, not a curated record. The coding region runs from base 149 to 622 and encodes 157 amino acids. Gene Ontology annotation, cellular component: mitochondrial inner membrane. NCBI's taxonomy places the organism in Eukaryota, Metazoa, Chordata, Actinopteri, Osmeriformes, Osmeridae. The transcript has 7 exons.